AUUCCAGGUCGGACUUCAGACCAUGUUUCUCCUCACCCCAGUCUUGGUAGCAGUUGUCUGUAUCUUGGUUGUAUGGGUCUUUAAAAAUGCCGACAGGAACCUAGAGAAAAAGAAGGAGGAGGCUCAAGUUCAGCCCUGGGUGGAUGAAGACUUGAAAGACAGCACAGAAGACCUUCAAGUGGAAGAAGAUGCUGAGGAGUGGCAAGAGGCAGAGGAGAGUGUGGAGCACAUCCCGUUCUCUCACACCCGAUACCCAGAACAGGAAAUGAGGAUGAGGUCCCAGGAAUUCUAUGAGCUCCUCAAUAAGAGACGCUCCGUCAGGUUUAUCAGCAGCGAGCACGUCCCAAUGGAAGUCAUUGAAAAUGUCAUCAAAGCAGCAGGAACAGCUCCAAGUGGGGCCCAUACAGAGCCCUGGACCUUUGUGGUGGUGAAGGACCCAGACAUGAAGCAUAAGAUCAGAGAGAUUAUCGAAGAGGAGGAAGAAAUAAAUUACAUGAAAAGGAUGGGAAAGCGAUGGGUCACAGACCUGAAGAAACUGAGAACCAACUGGAUUAAGGAGUACUUGGACACCGCCCCAGUUCUGAUCCUCAUUUUCAAACAAGUCCAUGGUUUUGCUGCGAAUGGAAAGAAGAAGGUCCACUACUACAACGAGAUCAGUGUGUCCAUCGCCUGUGGCCUCCUGCUGGCUGCACUGCAGAAUGCAGGGCUAGUGACGGUCACUACCACUCCCCUCAACUGUGGUCCUCGUCUGAGGGUGCUCCUGGGCCGCCCCUCACAUGAGAAGCUGUUGGUGCUACUUCCUGUGGGGUACCCCAGCAGAGAUGCCACAGUGCCUGACCUCAAGCGGAAAGCUCUGGACCAGAUCAUGGUGACAGUAUAGCCAGCCAACCUAAGGAGAUGCUGGAAUGCUGGGAUGACCCCCACUUCUUUCCUCCCGGGGCUGCUGGCACCUCUUACUCUCUGAGUCAGGUCUUCUGAAACCAGUGUACAGGGAAGGCCACUUUCCUUGUAGUGAUUUUUUUCAUACUUUCUAGAACUUUCAGUCCAGUAAGUUAUUUUUAAUGGACUGUUUUAGUGAAUAUAUGGGGCAAGAGGCCAAAAAGCAGGCAUAACUUAAUUUCUCUACAAAAUUAUAAAUGAUUUUUUAUUUACAUAUAAAAGUCAUAAAGAAGUCACAUUAGAAGAUUUGCUAUAGUUCCUAAAGCUACCUAUGUAAUACUUUUUAAUUUAAAUAUUGACUAAUCAAGUGGUCCUUCUGCUCUCUGCUUUCUGGUGGCAUUGAGUCUAAGAAUUUACUACUGAGAUCUAUUCUGUCACUAAGCCUCAUAGGGAUUCUGCCAAUCUUGAAUGAGUGACCUUUAACAUAAGCAAAAUAUGACACUCACAGAACCAGAGAGGCAUGUCUAACCUGCCAUGGAUGUAGCUGGCAAUUAUCUGAACAUGAGUUGCAUGGAGUGUGCCGGAGCUGGCUUGUGCUAGCACAUGGAAGAUGGUGGUUAAAUAUUCUGAAAUUAUACAACAAAUUAUUAAACCAUUUGUACUUUGAAA
Mus musculus (house mouse) is the source of this 1548-nucleotide messenger RNA. It is a transcript of the gene Iyd, whose product is annotated as iodotyrosine deiodinase. The record is from RefSeq and is marked validated. Gene Ontology annotation, biological process: thyroid hormone metabolic process. NCBI's taxonomy places the organism in Eukaryota, Metazoa, Chordata, Mammalia, Rodentia, Muridae. Gene Ontology annotation, molecular function: iodotyrosine deiodinase activity; FMN binding; oxidoreductase activity. The coding region runs from base 23 to 880 and encodes 285 amino acids. Gene Ontology annotation, cellular component: plasma membrane; cytoplasmic vesicle membrane. The transcript has 5 exons.